Serpula lacrymans var. lacrymans S7.9 is the source of this 2484-nucleotide messenger RNA. RefSeq lists its product as uncharacterized. Gene Ontology annotation, cellular component: peroxisome; membrane; microtubule. Gene Ontology annotation, molecular function: microtubule binding; GTP binding; GTPase activity. The record is from RefSeq and is a predicted model, not a curated record. The transcript has 11 exons. NCBI's taxonomy places the organism in Eukaryota, Fungi, Basidiomycota, Agaricomycetes, Boletales, Serpulaceae. Gene Ontology annotation, biological process: peroxisome organization. Bases 86 to 2245 code for a protein of 719 amino acids.
ACGCUCGCUUGCGUAUAUACAGCACUCCCUGCGUUUUGUACCCCAUUCUUACCUCUUUCUUUUAAACGAGUGUGCUGUAUAGAAGAUGUCGACAGGCCUUGGUCACGAAAUAGUGUCCGUCAUCAACAAACUCCAAGAUGUCUUUACUGCAGUUGGAUCCUCAGCUUCACAGAUAGACCUUCCACAGAUUUGUGUAGUGGGAAGCCAGAGUAGUGGAAAGAGUAGUGUGCUCGAGAACAUUGUCGGACGAGACUUCCUGCCUCGUGGUACUGGUAUUGUGACACGACGACCGUUAGUACUGCAGCUCAUCAACAGGCCUGCAACCGCCCCUCAGCCUAAUGGAUCUUCAACUCGUACGUUUCCUAUUCAUCAAAGGUUGACGUUCUCUCUUCUAACUCUUUACACAGCUGCUCAAACCGACUCAUCAUCGGACAAAGCAGCGAAUGAAAACGAGUGGGGAGAAUUCUUGCAUCUUCCCGGGGAAAAGUUCUACGAUUUCAAUAAGAUUCGUGCAGAGAUUGUCCGUGAUACUGAAGCUAAGACCGGACGGAAUGCUGGCAUCUCACCACAACCCAUUAAUCUUCGUGUCUUUUCCCCCAAUGUCCUAACUCUCACUUUGGUUGAUCUUCCGGGACUGACAAAAGUACCUGUCGGAGAUCAGCCAAAGGAUAUCGAGAAACAAAUCAAAGACAUGCUUCUCAAAUUUAUAUCGCGGCCCGCAUGUAUCAUUCUCGCUGUAACACCUGCUAACAUGGAUUUGGCGAAUUCUGAUGGUCUCAAGCUGGCAAGAGAAGUGGACCCAGAAGGAACGAGGACGAUUGGUGUUCUGACCAAAGUAGACUUAAUGGACCGAGGGACAGACGUAGUGGAUAUUCUCGCUGGUCGCAUCAUCCCUCUACGUCUAGGCUACGUCCCCGUAGUUAAUCGUGGUCAACGCGAUAUCGACUCUUCUAAAUCAAUCAGUUUAGCACUGGAUGCUGAGCGCAGCUUUUUCGAGAAUCAUCCCUCGUAUAAGGGUAAGGCUCAAUACUGCGGUACACCUUUCCUUGCUCGUAAAUUGAAUAUGAUCCUUAUGCAGCACAUUCGCGCAACGUUGCCAGACAUCAAGGCGCGCAUUACACAACAAUUGCAGAAAUAUAGUGCAGAAUUGCAGUCCCUCGGUGGAGCAAUGGGCGAUGCCAGUGGCGGCAAUGUCGUGCUGUCUGUCAUCACGGAGUUCACGAACGAGUUCCGGACCGUCAUUGAUGGUAAUACAAAUGACCUGUCGUUGAACGAGUUGUCAGGUGGUGCACGGAUCAGCUUUGUGUUCCACGAGCUGUUCAACAAUGGUGUCAAGUCGAUCGAUCCUUUUGACCAAGUAAAGGAAGGUGAUAUCCGAACCAUAUUGUACAAUUCUUCAGGGUCAACUCCUUCGGUAUUUGUUGGUACACAAGCUUUCGAAGUUAUCGUGAAACAACAAAUCAAACGGCUGGAAGAACCUAGUUUGAAGUGUUGUCAACUAGUUUAUGAUGAAUUGAUCAGAAUUCUGGGUCAAAUUUUGACGAAAAUCCAAGCAUUCCGACGAUAUCCAGCUUUGAGGGAACGCUUCAACUCCGUUGUUGUCAACUUCUUCAAGCAGUCAAUGAACCCAACGACUAAACUUGUCACGGACAUGGUUGCCAUGCAAGCAUGUUAUGUUAACACUACGCAUCCUGACUUCUUGAAUGGUCACAAGGCAAUGGCCAUCGUGCAAGAUCGCAUCAAUGCCAGCAAGCCACCACCACCUACUAUUGACCCUAAAUCUGGAAAGCUUGCUCCUGGGCAAAUCAACGGCGGCAGAGACCUUGAUGUAGAAUCGAAAAAGGAAGAGCCAAGCUUCUUUGGAUCUUUCUUCACUGCGAAGAAGACGACGCCAUCGCAAAAGAAAGGUGUGGCUACUAUGGAGUCUCCACCUGCUAUAAUUCGCCCACAGUCUGCGCUCAGUGAACGCGAGACCAUGGAAACAGAAGUCAUCAAGCUUCUUAUUCACUCGUACUUUAACAUUGUUAAGCGAGAAAUGAUCGACAUGGUUCCCAAAGCCAUUACGCUAACUCUAGUCAAUCACUCCAAGGAAGAUCUCCAGCGCGAGCUCCUGCAAGAGUUGUACAAGCCCGAAGUCCUUGACGAGCUAUUGAAGGAGAGUGAGUACGUUGUCAACAGAAGGAAAGAGGUCAUUGGCAUGGUCAGUGCGCUCAAUAAGGCAGAGGAGAUCGUCGCUGGUGUCUAGGGUAAUCUGCUUAGUAGUCGGUUUUGGACACUACGCUUUGAUUAUAUUCUUGACGUGCAUCGAAUACUACUAUAAUACCCUUUACAUACUUUUUGUUAUGUUGUCUGCCUAGAUAAUGGGCUGGUCGGUUUUCUUGCGCUUUCCUCUAGGCUCUAUGAUACUGUUGUUAGGUUAUAUCUGCGGCCUACCACUCAUGUCUAUCGAUCAAUGGAUCAAAUACAAUCUCGUUCACAUUAUAA